CCUUGGCGCACAGUCUUUCAUUUAGUACGGGGUAGUCGAUGCUGUAGUUGGCCAAAUUCGGUGUUACUACUUUACAAUUAUUUCAGAAAGGGAUGAAUGCUACAAUUAUUUGAACUGCGGUGCGAAUUCUAUCCGUUUGUAAUACACGUUUACUUGGAACGAUACCCAUAAUUUGUGAAAAUGUUCUCUGGUCUUACCAACCAGGUCAGUUCGUGGAUAGGAUCUGGAAAGGGUGACCAAGAGGAAAAAGUACCAACCCCCACCGAUGAGUGUAAUGCCGUUAAUACUACUACAAAUAUGGAUAAAAAAGAUGUAAGCCCCACUAAGCACAGUAAAUUAGAUAUGUUAACAAACGUGAAGAGUCAAAUUGGCGGAAUAGGCGGAUGGAUAGGAUCUAAUAUUCCAAAAUUUCGAAAGGGCGAGGGCGAAUUUGAGCAAAACGAACCACAGGAACGGCAGCUUUUGACGGAGGAUGUGGAUCCGUCGCACACGGUUGUAACCGAAAAGAAAGUGAAAGACGACGACGACAAUUCGAGUUUGUUGGUUAGUGCAACUGGAGGAGCAGAUUCCGCACCGCAAUCGAUUCCCGAGUCGCCGACUGAAGAGAAAGAUAAUCAGUUCGGAAAUGUCCAAAGUAAAGCGUUAGCUGGCGCAAAGUCGUUUGGCAGUUUCUUAUACUCUGCUGUUAAUAAGGCGGGAAAAACUGUGACUGAAGCCGGUGCGAAGAUCAAAAAAACUGUCGAAGAAAAUAGCAUUCUGGGUGAAUUUAACAAAGAGCAGGAGGCGUUUAUGAAAUCUCAACAAGGAACCACAGCGAGCGCUUUACCGCCUUGGGCCGGUUGCGCAAAUGAAGAAUCCUUGAAAGAAGAAUGCCUCAGUUUAUCUACUGACAAAAGGAAUUUUGUUAGGAGUCCGCCAGCCGGAGUGGACUUCCAAUUUAAUUAUGACAUAACUUAUCCAGUUGCUAUGGCAAUUAUGGAACAGGACCCUAACUUGGAAAAAAUGCGCUUUAAUCUUGUGCCUAAAGUAAUCAGCGAAGAAACUUUUUGGAAGAACUAUUUUUACCGUGUUAGCCUAAUUUGUCAGGCCAACGAGUUAUCGUUUAUGGGCAAUAGUCAAUCUGGUACAGAAACAAUAACUUCUGAUCAACCUAUAGAUCAAACGAUAAAAGACACCACAGACGAAUUUGUGUCAGACACGUUACAAGCCUCGUCGCAAGAUUUGGUCGAAGUACACGAAGGUAUGAAAAAACUGAACCUGGGCACAACAAAAAACUGCGAAGAGGAAUGGGAGAAAGAGUUAGAGGCUGAACUGCAAGACUACGAAGUCGUUAGUGAGAAUAAAUCCCUUAGCUCCAAGAACGAUAGCAACUGGGACAAAGACAUUGAAGAUUUGCUUGAAGACGACACAGAUCUAAAAUAAUCUAGUUAACCUCCUAACUGUGGCUGUUAUUUUGUGACUUUGUAUCUUGGGGCUAAUGUUAUUUUAACUAUUUCGAUGCUUACUGUUUUUGUUAAAAUAGACAUUAGUAAAAUGGGUUAAAAAUGGGAAGGUCGGUUAUAAAAAAAUAUUUUUCUAAUCCACUCAUUAUUUUGGAGUUUAAGAAAGGGCCUAUUGCUAACCCGCAAGUAACAUUCAUUCGCAUUUAUUAAUCCAUUGCGAAUUUUAGUACAAAAAUUUUCAAUAAAUAUAACAUUCCAAUGUUAGUAGUGCGUAGUUUUUGUUUAUGUUGAUAUUUCUAGUCAGGUGUGGAAUGUAGCCAUUUUAUGUCAAUUACGUUUUGUUAAAUGUAUAUUAGAGACAACUAUUCUAUGGUCUACACCUUUUACAUAUUUGUAAAGUAUGAUAAAAUAUAGUAAUAUAUAUGGAUAAAUAUAUGUUCAAUAAUUAAAAAAUCACUUGAGUAAAUUUAAGUUCAGUCCUGUACAUUUAUUAUUGAAAGAUUUAUGCAAAGCUGUUAUCGUUUGUAGUUGUAUUAUUUAGCGUUACAUUGUUUAGUUGAUGUCAUUCCCUUCUAUUACUUUCAAAAUACCUUCCUUCAAUAGCCACUUAAGUUACAAUCUAAUUACUUCAAAAAAUUGUAAGACCAUGUUAUAGCAACGUAGAAUUUAGCCCAUGUGUGUGUUAAAACGCAAAUCCAUUCUGUAUUCUUCAAUUAUAUUGCAUAAAAUUGUUAAAUAAAUGUAGCAGUUAUACCUCAAACUGA
Messenger RNA from Photinus pyralis (common eastern firefly), 2206 nucleotides. RefSeq names its product synapse-associated protein of 47 kDa (gene Sap47). NCBI's taxonomy places the organism in Eukaryota, Metazoa, Arthropoda, Insecta, Coleoptera, Lampyridae. The record is from RefSeq and is a predicted model, not a curated record. Gene Ontology annotation, cellular component: synapse; cytoplasm. The coding region runs from base 181 to 1422 and encodes 413 amino acids. The transcript is spliced from 8 exons.